Molecule: messenger RNA, 5178 nt
Organism: Limanda limanda (common dab)
Lineage: Eukaryota; Metazoa; Chordata; Actinopteri; Pleuronectiformes; Pleuronectidae
Gene: flii
Product: FLII actin remodeling protein
Exons: 31
Coding region: 76-3906 (1276 amino acids)
Biological process (GO): actin filament severing; barbed-end actin filament capping; actin polymerization or depolymerization
Cellular component (GO): nucleus; actin cytoskeleton; cytoplasm
Molecular function (GO): actin filament binding; phosphatidylinositol-4,5-bisphosphate binding
Source: RefSeq, a predicted model, not a curated record
CGCCCGCCCUGUAGCUCACUGUGGGCUCGGCACCAAAAUAGACGUUUCGGGCUGAGCAGCUGACUUCCAGCGGUAAUGGCUGCCACCGGAGUUCUUCCCUUCAUCAGGGGGGUGGACCUCAGUGGAAACGACUUCAAAGGCGGAUACUUCCCAGAGCACGUGAAGUGUAUGAGCAGCCUGCGAUGGCUGAAGCUGAACAGGACCGGACUGUGUUACCUCCCAGAGGAGCUGGCCUCUCUGCAGAAGCUGGAACAUCUCUCAGUGAGUCACAACAGCCUGACCACCUUACAUGGAGAACUCUCCAGUUUACCAAAUCUACGGGCGGUGGUAGCCAGAGCCAACAACCUGAAAAACUCUGGAGUCCCAGAUGACAUCUUUCAACUCGAUGAUCUCUCUGUGCUGGACCUGAGUUUCAAUCAGCUGACGGAGAUCCCCAGGGACUUGGAGAACAGCAGGAACAUGCUGGUGCUGAAUCUGAGCCACAACGGCAUCGACUCCAUCCCCAACCAGCUGUUCAUCAACCUGACAGACCUGCUGUACCUGGACCUGAGCGACAACAAGCUGGACAGUCUGCCGCCCCAGAUGAGACGUCUGGUGCAUCUGCAGACUCUCGUACUAAACAACAACCCACUGAUGCACGCCCAGCUGCGCCAGCUGCCGGCCAUGGUCGCGCUACAGACUCUCCACCUGAGGAACACGCAGAGGACCCAGAGCAACAUGCCCACCAGCCUGGAGGGACUGACACAAUUAGCAGAUGUCGAUCUGUCAUGUAACGACCUGAGUCGGGUGCCGGAGUGCCUGUAUACGCUGGGCAGUCUGAAGAGACUCAACCUGAGCAGUAAUCAGAUCUCUGAACUCUCCCUGUGCAUUGACCAGUGGACUCAGCUGGAAACGCUUAAUCUGAGCCGCAACCAGCUCACCUCACUGCCGUCCGCCAUCUGUAAACUAUCCAAACUGAAGAAGCUGUAUGUGAACUCCAACAAACUGGACUUUGACGGGGUUCCACCCGGCGUGGGCAAACUCUCCAGCCUCGUUGAGUUCAUGGCUGCAAAUAACAACCUGGAGCUCAUCCCCGAGGGUCUCUGCAGGUGUGGCAAGUUGAAGAAGCUGGUGCUGAAUAAAAAUCGCCUGGUGACACUGCCUGAGGCGAUCCACUUCUUGACUGACCUGGAGGUUCUUGACGUGCGUGAAAAUCCCAACCUGGUGAUGCCUCCUAAACCAGUGGACCGAGCAGCAGAGUGGUACAACAUUGACUUCUCCCUACAGAACCAGCUGCGACUGGCCGGGGCCUCGCCUGCUGUUGUGGCUGCUGCUGGAGGAGGAGCCAGCCCCAGAGAUCACCUGGCAAGGAAGAUGAGGCUCAGGAGGAGGAAGGACAGUUCUCAGGACGAUCAGGCGAAGCAGGUGCUGAAGGGCAUGAGUGACGUCGCACACGACAAGAAGAACUUAGAGGAGAACGGAGAGAUGAAAUAUGGAGAUUUAAAGAUCCGACGAUGGGACAAGAGUCUGGAGAAGCCUCAGCUCGACUACUCUGAGUUCUUUAUUGAGGACGUGGGGCAGAUUCCAGGUGUAGGAGUGUGGCAGAUAGAGAAUUUUGUUCCCAUCCUGGUGGAUGAAACUUUCCAUGGAAAGUUCUAUGAGGCGGACUGCUACAUUAUCCUCAAGACCUUCCUGGAUGAUAACGGAGCUCUGAACUGGGAGAUCUACUACUGGAUCGGUCAGGAAGCCACGCUGGACAAGAAGGCCGGCUCUGCCAUCCACGCUGUCAACCUCAGAAACUUCCUUGGGGCAGAGUGCAGGACGAUCAGGGAAGAGAUGGGAGAUGAGAGCGAGGAGUUCAGUGCAGUGUUUAACAACGAGAUCUCCUACAUCGAGGGAGGAACAUCCAGUGGAUUCUACACUGUGGAGGACUCUCACUACUCUGUCAGGUUGUACAGAGUUUACGGAAAGAAAAACAUUAGACUGGAGUCUGUGCCUGUGAAGAACGUUUCCCUCGACCCUCGCUUCGUCUUCCUGUUGGAAACAGGGUUGGAUAUCUUUGUCUGGAGAGGAGCCAACGCCACUCUCAGCGGCACCACGAAGGCCAGGUUAUUUGCAGAAAAGAUCAAUAAGAAUGAGCGCAAGGGGAAGUCAGAGAUCACAACCCUCAUGCAGAACCAGGAGCCUCCAGGUUUCUGGGAGGUUCUGGGAGGGCAACCGGAGGAGAUCAAGAAACACGUUCCAGACGACUUCUCUCCCGUCAAACCUAAACUAUACAAGGUGGGUUUGGGGCUGGGCUACCUGGAGCUGCCUCAGGUGAACUACAAGCUGUCAGUGGAGCACAAAGACAAAAAGAUCAAACUGGACACUCUGCCGGAGAUGAGGCUGGUUCAGUCCCUGCUUGACACAAAGUGCGUGUACAUCCUGGACUGCUGGUCUGACGUGUUCAUCUGGAUCGGGAGGAAGUCUCCCCGUCUUGUCCGAGCAGCCGCCCUGAAACUGGGUCAGGAGAUCUGCUCCAUGCUGCACCGGCCCAAACACGCCAUCGUCACCCGCAACCUGGAGGGCAACGAGUGUCAGGUGUUCAAGUCCAAGUUUAAGAACUGGGACGAUGUGCUGAAGGUGGACUACACCAGAGCAGCUGAGACUGUGCAACAGAAGGACCAGGACAACCUGCAGGGCAAGGUGAAGAAGGACGCGGAGAAGAAAGAUCAGAUGAAAGCUGACCUCACUGCUCUCUUCCUCCCCAGGCAGCCGGCCAUGCCCCUCACUGAGGCCGAGCCGCUGAUGGAGGAGUGGAACGAGGACCUGGAUGGGAUGGAAGGAUUCGUGCUGGAGGGAAAGAAGUUUGCUCGGCUGCCAGAAGAAGAGUUUGGGCAUUUCUUCACACAGGAUUGCUACGUCUUCCUCUGCAGAUACUGGGUCCCUGUGGAGUAUGAGGAUGAUGAGAAAGACCAGAAGGACGGCGAAGGUGCUGUUAGUGGUGUUAGUGGUGGAAGAAGAGGAGGAGGAGGAGGAGGAGAUGAUGAUGAGGACAAACAGGCGGAGGAGGACUUCCAGUGUGUGGUGUACUUCUGGCAGGGCCGACAGGCCUCCAACAUGGGCUGGCUCACCUUCACCUUCUCCCUGCAGAAGAAGUUUGAGAGUCUUUUCCCAGGAAAACUGAAGGUGGUGCGAAUGACGCAGCAGCAGGAGAACCUGAAGUUCCUGUCCCACUUCAAGAGAAAGUUCAUCAUUCACAAAGGGAAGAGGAAGCUGAAGACCGACUCGGCUCAGCCCUCCCUCUACCACAUCCGCACCAAUGGCAGCGCGCUUUGCACCAGGACCAUCCAGAUUGUAACUGACUCAUGCAACCUCAACUCCGAGUUCUGCUACAUACUCAAGGUUCCAUUUGAGAGCACAGACAACCAGGGCAUCGUUUACACGUGGGUGGGCCGAGCUGCCGACCCCGACGAGGCCAAACUGGCGGAGGACAUCAUGAACAGCAUGUUCGACGACACGUACAGUAAACAGGUGAUUAACGAGGGGGAGGAGCCGGAGAACUUCUUCUGGGUGGGGAUUGGUUCUCAGAAACAAUACGACGAAGAUGCAGAUUAUAUGAAAUACGCUCGGCUCUUCAGGUGCUCUAAUGAGAAGGGUUAUUUCUCUGUGUCGGAGAAAUGCUCCGACUUCUGCCAGGACGACUUGGCUGACGAUGACAUCAUGUUGCUGGACAACGGCAAUGAGGUGUACAUGUGGGUCGGUACUCAGACCAGCCAGGUGGAGAUCAAACUCAGUCUCAAAGCGUGUCAGGUUUACAUCCAGCACAUGCGCUCGAAGGACACCGAGCAGCCGAGGAAGCUGCGACUGGUGCGAAAGGGAAACGAGCCUCACUGCUUCAUCCGCUGCUUCCACGCCUGGGGAGCUUUCAAAACCCCCCCCGCUUAGUCACACACGCUCAGAAGCUGCUCUCACCUUCUUACUGAUUGAUUCGCUGCCAUGUAUUUUCUAUCAGGAUGAUGAUGAUGAUGAUGAUGAUGAUGAUGAUGGACUUUUGGCCAACAUGUUACUGUCAGACAAAGAUUUAUUUCAGUGAGCUGUUUUUUAGGCUGCCUUCUCCGUUUCUUGUCUUUGGGACAAAUAUCAGUUUUUCUACAAGCUUUUCUUGGCAGCACGUCUAAAUGCUGUUGUUGAACGAAAAAGAGAAAAUAUGUUUAGAGAUAAAACAGAUCUAAGGUGUAUAAAGGCUUUAUAAAAACCCAAAGGGAAGUGAAUCCCCCGACAUAUCGAUCUGUGCUGCUGCUUUCACGUGGCGUGCUCUGCGUGGUUGAUAGUUUUCAGGGGAGGAGGUUAAAGGUCGCUCCUCUGGGCCUCGUGCCGGUGGGUGCAUCUCAUUUGAAGCAGUUUAGAGAAGAUAAAAGUUUAAUUUACAGUUUUGUUUUUUCCCCACAUCUUUGAGGAACUCAACAGAAAACAGCACUAUAUUAGUUUUUUGGAGGAAUGUUAAAUAUAUAUAUAUUUUUUCUCGUCGUGUGGAAUAUACACGGUAUGUCUGCGUUAGCGGAUGUUUCAUGUUUGAAUGUGCAAUCUGAAAUAUCUGGGAAACUUGUCAAAAUGUUUAAUUUCUUUGCUUUUCUUGAGCUGAAGAGUUUGCUUCCAAAACUUGUGGUGAAAUCAUUUUUGAAAGAGUAAAUGCACAAUGUUUCAAAUCUUCCAGGUUUCAAAUUUGAUUCAGACUUUGAUGUUAAUGUGUUGCUUUUUUUUUUCUGCUGGUUUUGGAGUUUAACUUUGUUUUUAUCGCACACUUUAAUGGGAGAUCUCAUGCACCAUAUCAGUUCAUAUCUUAACAAGUGUCGUGACUUCUGCUUCCGCUGCUCUCAGAUCAGUAGGUGAUUAUUUCGGUUCACUGAUGUUCAGUAGCCACGGCGACACGUUGGGCUGCAAAAACUGCUGCGAUGCUUCUUGUGAUCAUGUGACCUGUGUAGUGAGCAGCCAUUGGUCCCAAGCAAGACAUGAAUUCUCUCUGUAAUCCCACAUGGCUGCAACUUUCUUCUUUUUGUCUGUUUAUACUAUAUUUUGUGGGGUGAACUGUUUGCCUGCGAGUAUGUUGAGUCCUACACACGUGUGUGUGUGUGUAUAUGAAUAUGUGCACAUGCUCCUGAUGCCACCUUAAGAUGCUUUAUUUAUGUAUUUUAUAUAAAAAUAAAUUCUCACGCUGCA